GGCAGGGCAGGGGGGAGGCGGCCGGCAGCCAGCCGGGCCGGGCCGGGCCGGCUCCCAUCCCGCCGCCGCCGCGCCAUGAUACACUUUAUACUGCUGUUCAGUCGGCAGGGGAAGUUAAGGCUUCAGAAAUGGUACACGACACUACCUGAGAAAGAGAAGAAGAAGAUCAUUCGAGAAAUUGUCCAGAUUGUUUUGUCUCGCAAUCAAAAAACAAGUAGUUUUGUUGACUGGAAAGACCUCAAGCUUGUUUACAAAAGGUAUGCUAGUUUGUAUUUCUGUUGUGCAAUAGAAGACCAAGAUAAUGAGCUCCUGACAUUGGAGGUCGUUCAUCGAUACGUAGAGCUGCUGGACAGAUACUUCGGAAAUGUGUGCGAGCUGGACAUUAUCUUCAAUUUUGAAAAAGCUUAUUUUAUUCUUGAUGAGUUUAUAAUUGGUGGAGAGGUGCAAGAAACUUCAAAGCGGUCUGCAGUGAAAGCCAUAGAAGACUCUGACAUGUUGCAGGAGACAGUGGAAGAGUACAUGAACAAGCCUGCAUUUUAAUGUUAAAAAUGACCUGGAGAGAGAACUGCUGUAUGCACCUGUAAAAUGCACUUCCUGAAACUGCUUCCCAGUGUGCCAGAUCCUCAGAUACCAAAAACCAAUAACUAGAGGGGUUUGUUUGUAUAAUGGUGAAGAUGGUCAGCUCAUGUAGCACAGGGUUUAACAAUUCUGUACUUGCAUUACUCUGCAUACGAGUUUCUCAGAGUUGUUAUUACCCUUAAUCUAGUUUCUCUUCUUGCUGGACUACACACUUGUUUUGUACCAUGUAUUUUAGCUACAGGUUUUGUCAUCAUAAAAUGUUAUUCUUACAGUACUUUGAAGAGGUAUUUUUACUAGUUUUGGUCCACUGCUGACCGUAUGACUCUACUUUUGUACAAAUGUCCAUUAUUUUGAAUGUAAUCAUUAUUCUGCUCUAAUAAUAAUUUGUUUUCUAAAAGCCAAA
Messenger RNA from Apus apus (common swift), 982 nucleotides. It is a transcript of the gene AP1S3, whose product is annotated as adaptor related protein complex 1 subunit sigma 3. The coding region runs from base 76 to 540 and encodes 154 amino acids. Gene Ontology annotation, cellular component: AP-1 adaptor complex; intracellular membrane-bounded organelle; membrane coat. NCBI's taxonomy places the organism in Eukaryota, Metazoa, Chordata, Aves, Apodiformes, Apodidae. The record is from RefSeq and is a predicted model, not a curated record. The transcript is spliced from 5 exons. Gene Ontology annotation, molecular function: clathrin-cargo adaptor activity. Gene Ontology annotation, biological process: vesicle-mediated transport; intracellular protein transport.